UUCAGCGGGGCACCUGCGCGGCAAGAGGUUUAGUUCUUCUCGGCCAAUACAUAACUCAACAUUAGAUUUAAAGGAGAUCUUCGCCAAAUUAGUCAGACAGAGGACUCUCUCGUGUACCCUAAAUCUGAAUUUAGUUUCCGUCCGCCUCGGAAUAGCUUUCCUAUAUACCUCAAUAAACAUUUUAGUUCAAUUCUGAUAUGGAUGCGGGGUGUAAUCAGUCUAUGAAGUGCUGUACGCUUGUGGCAGUCUGUGUUGUCAUUUGCGCUGUCGCCGCUUUGGCAGAGAUCGGGGACAGACAGUACACCAAUGAAUGGGCGGUGGAGAUACCAGGCGGACCCCAUGCGGCCAAAACAAUCGCCCGGGAACUGGGCUACGAACUGGUCAGACAGAUAGGAGCGCUAGAGAACCAUUACCUGCUAAGACACCAUAGUCAUCCCAGAAGGACAAGAAGAAGUGCUGAUCACAUGACCAGGUGGCUUUCACAGGAUGAAAGGGUGUGGUGGGCGGAGCAGCAAUAUGAGAAGCAGCGCAGGAAGAGGGCACCGCUGGGGGCAGGGUGUCCGGGCUGCUCGGUGGACCAGCUCUUCGAUGACCCCAUGUGGUCUCAGCAGUGGUACCUGCAAGACACCAGGACGUCCCCCUCCCUUCCCAAACUGGACCUCCAUGUCAUCCCCGUAUGGAAGAAGGGCAUCACGGGAAAGGGCGUGGUCAUCACCGUGUUGGACGACGGCCUGGAGUGGAACCACACGGACAUCUACCCCAACUACGAUCCAGCUGCAAGUUAUGACUUCAACGACAACGACCCUGACCCAUUUCCCAGAUACGACUCCACCAAUGAGAACAAGCAUGGAACACGAUGCGCCGGGGAGAUUGCUAUGCAGGCCAACAACAAGAAGUGCGGAGUUGGUGUGGCCUUCAACGCGAAGGUCGGAGGGAUUCGUAUGUUGGAUGGGAUUGUGACAGACGCCAUAGAGGCGAGCUCCAUCGGCUUUAACCCCAACCACGUGGACAUCUACAGUGCCAGCUGGGGCCCCAACGAUGACGGCAAGACAGUGGAAGGGCCCGGCCGCCUGGCCCAGAAAGCCUUUGAGUAUGGCAUCCAGAAGGGGCGGGGCGGAAAGGGCUCCAUCUUUGUGUGGGCUUCGGGGAACGGGGGCAGGCAGGGGGACAACUGCGACUGCGACGGCUACACGGACAGCAUCUACACCGUCUCCAUCAGCAGUGCCUCCCAGCAGGGCGUGUCCCCCUGGUACGCCGAGAAGUGCUCCUCCACCCUGGCCACCGCCUACAGCAGUGGGGACUACACCGACCAGAGGAUCACCAGCGCAGAUUUGCACAAUCAGUGCACAGAGACGCACACGGGGACCUCGGCUUCUGCACCACUGGCUGCUGGGAUAUUCGCUCUGGCCCUGGAACAGAACCCCGACCUCACCUGGCGGGACCUCCAGCACCUGGUGGUGUGGACCUCGGAGUUCGACCCGCUGGCCAACAACCCAGGCUGGAAGCGGAACAGCGCCGGGCUCAUGGUGAACAGCCGCUUUGGGUUCGGUCUCCUCAACGCCAAGGCCCUGGUGGACCUGGCCGACCCCAAGGCGUGGAAACACGUCCCAGAGAAGAGGCUGUGCGUCAUCAAGGACGACGCCUUCCGGCCCAGGAAGAUGAAAACUGCCAGUGAGAUCACCAUAGAGAUCCCCACUAAAGCCUGUGCCGGGGAGGACAGCGCCAUCCGGUCGCUGGAGCAUGUGCAGAUGGAGAUCAGCAUCGAGUACACCAGAAGAGGAGACCUGCGCAUCGUCCUCACUUCUCCUUCAGGCACCAGCACUGUCCUGCUGGCGGAGAGAGAGAGGGACACGUCCUCCAGCGGCUUCAGAAACUGGGCCUUCAUGUCCGUGCACACCUGGGGGGAAGACCCCACGGGCACCUGGACCCUCACCAUCACAGAUGUGUCUGGCCGUGCAGAGAAUGAGGGGCAGGUGGUGGACUGGAGGCUGAUUCUGCACGGAACGCAGGACCGGCCGGAGCACAUGAAGAAGCAGAGGGUUUACCAGCCCUACAACGCCGUUCAGAAUGACCGCCGGGGCGUGGAGCAGACGGAGGAAAUGACGGAGUUGUUCCCCUCAAAACCCCACACGUCCCAGAAGGCCAAGGCCACUCCAGGUAACUCCGCUGGAGGCGCACGGAAGGCGACCGCCCCCUACAACGCCCUCAUCAACGUCCUGAAAUCAGCCUUCCGAGAGCGCCCCUCGUCAGGACGAUCCCACGCCAGGCACCCUCUGGGCACGUCCGAGCGCGUUUCCUACCAGGACCUCUACCAGGUCCUGGACAUGCUCAAUAAACACAGAGGCCUGGAGGACAAGCUGUACGGACAUUACGGGGAGGGAUUUCACCGAAGCAAGCCGUACAGACGCCAAAACGGCAGGCUAAUGCAGGCUCUCGUCGACAUGCUCACGGAAGAACGCUAGUGAGUCCGGCCACAGGGGGGAGCCAGAGAGCAGAGUGCUGGUGCAGUCUGUCAUGGUGUGAGAAGGAGAGGGAAGUGAGAGACAAAAUCAAAGAAAUAAGAAAGAAAGCUUCGGAGGAUAACAUCAGCUCUUCCAGUGAAAUUGAUCUGUUUCUGUCAUUUUUGGCCUGAUCUGAUUGCUUUCAUUUUGUUUUGUUCUGGUCUGCCGCAUUACAUUUUGAAUGUUUGUUUUUGAUGGCUGUCCAGAGUGUAUCAAUAUAUUUAAGUUUUCUGCAUAAUGGUCUAAUUAAUGGUUUUCCAAUAGUGGGCAAUAAUUAAAUGAAUGGGUUACCUUCAAAAGACUAAAAUUCUACCUAUCCUUGUCUGCUUUGGAAAAUCUGGGCCAGCAAAAAAAAAAGGUUGACACAGUCCUGUUUAGAUCAACACUCACCAUUUCUGCAGAACACUGUAGUAGACUCUUGCUCUGGGUAGUGUUACCCCUACCCCAAUUAUAUAUAGGCCUAUUUAUAGAUUAAAUCCAAAGUGUGAACUGGCUAUAUCUGUCACAUUCCAGACAAGGAGCUCAUUUUCAGAACUAUAUUUUUACUGCAACUAGUUUUAUAUCUCAGAAUAAAGAUAACAGCACAGAUAUUUAUUGUUUCUAGCAUUUACUAAAAUACAAGUACACAGACAUUCGAAAUUUAUAUUU
This is a messenger RNA of Anguilla anguilla (European eel), 3149 nucleotides long. Its product is annotated as neuroendocrine convertase 1-like. Gene Ontology annotation, cellular component: Golgi membrane; trans-Golgi network. Gene Ontology annotation, molecular function: serine-type endopeptidase activity. The coding region runs from base 198 to 2462 and encodes 754 amino acids. Gene Ontology annotation, biological process: protein processing. The transcript is spliced from 14 exons. Lineage: Eukaryota; Metazoa; Chordata; Actinopteri; Anguilliformes; Anguillidae. The record is from RefSeq and is a predicted model, not a curated record.